Molecule: messenger RNA, 1546 nt
Organism: Aphanomyces astaci
Lineage: Eukaryota; Oomycota; Saprolegniomycetes; Saprolegniales; Verrucalvaceae
Exons: 3
Coding region: 1-1203 (400 amino acids)
Biological process (GO): transport
Molecular function (GO): transporter activity
Source: RefSeq, a predicted model, not a curated record
AUGGACACCUCGCUCGAGAACACACCGCCGCCGCCGCGCCGGUUCUUCGACGUAGGUCCGCUGGCGUUCAACACCGAAGAUGACGAGGAAGCAAGAGUUCAGUUGAUCGUGUGGGUCAUCUCGGGGACAUUUGUCUUAACCGCGCUUGUGAUUUCCGUGAAGCUCAUUCGAAACCACUUGGUGUACUUUGCCAAACCUUUGGUACAGCGCAAGAUCAUUGGCAUUCUGUGGAUGGUUCCGAUCUACGCGACAACGUCGUGGCUGUCCCUUCGCUUCAAGGGAUGGUCCUUGUUUCUCGACAUGUUGCGCGAUUGCUACGAAGCGUAUGUGAUUUAUUUAUUCCUGGCGCUGAUGGUGGCGUACCUUGGGGACGGCAGCGACGACCGCGUCGUGCGGAUCCUACGGACGUUGCCCGACCUCCCGCACCCGUUCCCGUUCAAUUACUGCAACCCACCCAUCAAGAUGGGCAAGCGCUUCCUCCGCGACUGCAAAAUGGCCGCGAUGCAGUUUGUGGUGCUCAAACCCCUCACUGGGUUUGCUGCCAUCCUCUUGGAGCGCUUUGACCUGUACGGCCAAGGCCACUUUGUGGUCAACCGAGGGUACCUAUACCUGUCGUUGAUCAUCAACGCCAGUGUCACAUAUGCGUUCUACUACCUCGUGCUGUUCUACUUGGCCCUGGGCACGCAUCUGAAACCAUUCAACCCCGUGCCCAAGUUUCUCUGUGUCAAGGCGGUGCUGUUCCUAUCGUACUGGCAGAGCGUCGUGCUGGCGUUCCUGUCUCGGUUUGCGAUCAUCCACGAGCUCGGGACGUGGACCACCGACGACGUCACCAACGGCAUUCAAAACGUGCUCAUUUGCUUUGAAAUGAUGGUCAUCGCAGUCGUGCACACGUACGCAUUUCCGUUUGAAGCGUUCAAGGACGACGACAUGAUGUUUGCCAACGCGAUGGACGGCGGCACCUUGCGCGACAGCAUCCUGUCCGAGAACUUUGCCUUUGACGACGCCCUCCGCGACUUCAACGAGGUCAUGCCCAUCGUCCUGCCGUCGGGGUUCAAACCGUCGUCCAACUCGAGGCGCACCGACAAGCUGCUGUCGCCCCCUCGCGGCGGCAAAGUCACGAAAACCAAAGUACCCGCCUCGAUCAAACAUGGCCAUGCUGCUGCCGUCACCCCAGAAGACGCGGAUCGAGGGUGGAAACUGUAGGGAUAUACUCUUAUGUCGUACCGUUCAAGGUGCAUUUUGCUAGUAUUUUUCCAUCGUUUGUGCCCUGUGAGUGUCAAAUGUACAACCACGGACCCCACUUUGGUGAGCAAAUCCCUCCCCAAGUCUGCAAAGUACAUCAGUACCAUCCAAACAAGGCUUCAAUAACGUUAUCGUGGUCACGGAACUCCUCUUGUGGCUUUGACGCCUAAAUACAUAUGGGGUGUCGACAUAAGUUGUGUCUACCCCAUCAAAUUGUUAACGUUAGGUAGAAAUUGUUAACUAUUACUACGUAUUAGGGGCCUCUUGGGAAGAUGCAUCACUGUAACUUCUUUAUUACUGAAGC